AUGACAAGGUCUUUUCAAGAUAAAUUAAUUGAUUUGAACUCUGAGAUUGAGAGAACUUGUCGUACUAACCGUAAGAAUCAAAAGCACCAUAAAAUUAGGGAUAGUGUGAUUUCUGAAAUUUUGUCUGAAUUGAUUGAUAGCAUUAUUAGUGAUUCUAAAUCUGACUUAGACUCUACAGUUAAGUUGGAAAAUAUGGCUGAAAAUAAUAAUGGAGAGGACCCGAAUAGGCACUUGAAGGAAUUUCAUAUUGUGUGCUCCACCAUGAAGCCUCAAGGAGUUUCAGAAGAGCAAAUCAAAUUGAGGGCUUUUCCUUUUUCAUUGGAUGGAGUGGCAAAAGAUUGGUUGUAUUACUUGCAACCAGGUGCCAUUACAUCUUGGGAUCAAAUGACACAGUUAUUCUUGGAAAAAUUCUUCCCUGCCUCUCGCACAGCAGCAAUAAAAAAAGAUAUUUGUGGGAUUCGUCAGAUGACUGGGGAGACAUUUCAUGAAUAUUGGGAGAGAUUUAAGAAAUUAUGUGCCAGUGCCCUCACCAUCAAAUACCAUCAAAUACCUGAUCAACAGCUGGUUCAACAUUUUUAUGAAGGUCUCUUACCAACAGAUAGGUGGUUUGUCGAUGCCGCAGCUGGUGGUGCUUUGGUAGAACUUACUCCAACUGAUGCCAUGAAUCUCAUUUCUAAGAUGGCACAAAAUUCUCAACAAUUUGGGACGCGAGCUAACCAAGCAGUCAAAGGGGUGAAUGAGAUUCAAACACCACAAUAUGAUCCUAAAUUUGAGAACAAGAUGGAGGAGCUCUCUAGCAUGUUGGAUGAUAGAGUUGAGAAUUGUGCUGGGAUUUUUCCAACUAGACCUAUGCAACAGGGCCAAAAAUAUGAUCCUUUUUUAACACUUAUAAUCCUGGGUAGAGAAGAUCACCCUAAUUUCAGAUAUGGAGGAAGUCAACAACACCAAUAUAAUGCUACAAGUCAAAAUUCACAGCCUAUGCAAGCAAUGAGGCAAUCUACUCCUAUUCAAGGGUCUAAAAAUGAUGGACCAAGUCUGGAAGAAUUAAUGAAGCAAAUGGCAACUAAUAACAUUCAAUUUCAACAACGCACUGAGACAGUAAUCCAAAAAUUGGAGAAUCAAAUUGGGCAGUUGUCCACCUCCGUUAAUGAAUUGAAGAGUCAAGGUUCUGGAAAGUUGCCGUCUCAAACAGUUGUAAAUCCUAAUUGCAGUAAUGUUAGUGCCAUCACUCUUAGAAGUGGAAAGGAGCUUCCAGAGCCCUCCAUAACAUCUAUCAAGAAUAAGUCGGCUGCAGCAACACAAGUCACACUUGAGGAGUCUAAUAAAGAAAAGGAACCAAGGAAGAUCCUUCCAUUUCCAAAUAGGGAGACUCAAAGCAAGAAGUUAAAGGAAGUUGAAUUGGAGAAAGAAGUGCUUGAUGUUUUCAAGAAGGUUGAAGUCAAUAUUCCCCUUUUGGAGGCAGUAAAGCAAAUUCCUAAAUAUGCAAAGUUCUUGAAAGACCUAUGCACGAACAAGAGAAGAUUUAAAGCUAAUGAGAAGGGUUGUGAGAUGAAGCCAGCCGGGAUUAUUGUGCAAUUAGCAGACAGGAGACUUGCCUAUCCUAAUGGUAUGCUUGAAGACAUUCUAGUUAAGGUAAAAGAUUUAGUCUUUCCUGCUGAUUUUUAUAUUUUGGAUAUGGGUAAAGAUGAUAGUCAUGGGCCACCACCACUGAUUUUGGGUAGGCCAUUUCUUAAGACAGCUAAUACUAUCAUUAAUGUUAAAGAUAGUACUCUUUCCAUGGAAUUUGCAGGAUGUGUUGUUCAAUUUAAUCUUUUAGAGGCUAUGAAACAUCCUAUAAGGAUCAUUCUGUUAUUAAUGUGA
Messenger RNA from Prosopis cineraria, 1860 nucleotides. RefSeq lists its product as uncharacterized. The transcript is spliced from 4 exons. Lineage: Eukaryota; Viridiplantae; Streptophyta; Magnoliopsida; Fabales; Fabaceae. The record is from RefSeq and is a predicted model, not a curated record. The coding region runs from base 1 to 1860 and encodes 619 amino acids.